UUGUGUAAAAUUCAACAUUGUAUUUCAAAGGGAAGAAAAGCUAUGUUCAACUACCUGUUAUGACACAAUUCAAGUUUUUCUGGUGCAUAGUAAAGCCUUCUCUAAUUCAAUCUUUAUCUUUUGUUUUUGCUGCCUUGCAGGGUUGGUACAGUAGGCCUCACUAGACUUAGCUGCAACUAAGAAUUUCUCCUACAUCAACAAAGUUAAUGGUGAUGCUCUUGUGGAUUGGAGAAUAAAAGUGCACACUAAGUAUUUAAGAAGCGGAAAAAACACAUUUUACCUUCUCAGAGUUGUACUGCAUCCACUGCUAUCAAGACAGCAAACCAAAGGACAGAUUUUGACCCACAGUGUUUGUAAAACUAAACUGAUUUAUCUUACUAAGGCUUGGGGUUUGUGACCUGGACAUCAACAUUUGGAAGUUACUUGAUUUACAAAAAUGAGGGCGGCUUUGCAACCAGCAGACAUUGCCAUUGUGGCACUCUAUUUUGUGCUUGUUCUGUGCAUAGGCUUUUUUGCCAUGUGGAAAUACAAUCGAAGCACUGUAAGUGGGUACUUCCUGGCAGGGCGAUCUAUGACAUGGGUUGCAAUUGGUGCUUCCUUGUUUGUAAGCAACAUCGGGAGUGAACACUUCAUUGGGCUUGCAGGAUCUGGAGCAGCAAGUGGAUUUGCCGUGGGGGCAUGGGAAUUCAAUGCCUUAAUGCUUUUGCAACUCUUGGGAUGGAUCUUUGUUCCGGUCUACAUUCAAUCUGGAAUAUACACCAUGCCUGGGUACUUAUCCAAACGCUUUGGAGGGCACAGAAUUCAAGUAUAUUUUGCUGUGUUGUCUCUGAUUCUCUAUAUCUUCACCAAACUCUCAGUAGAUUUGUAUUCAGGAGCAUUGUUCAUUCAAGAGUCAUUGGGCUGGAAUAUUUAUUUGUCAGUUAUACUUUUGAUUGGAAUGACUGCAUUGCUGACAGUGACUGGAGGUCUUGUGGCAGUUAUCUACACAGACACAGUUCAAGCUUUGCUUAUGAUUAUUGGUGCCUUCACACUUAUGAUCAUAAGUAUUACAGAAGUUGGUGGAUUUGAAGAGCUUAAACGAAGGUACAGGUUGGCAAAACCAAAUAUUACAUCAAUUUUAUUGACACAUAAUCUUUCCAAUACUAAUUAUUGUCAUGUUGACCCAAAACCUGAUGCACUGAGAAUGUUACGUGAACCAACUGAUGAAGAUAUUCCUUGGCCUGGUUUCAUUUUGGGACAGACCCCAGCUUCUGUAUGGUACUGGUGUGCAGACCAAGUAAUUGUCCAGAGAGUGUUAGCAGCAAAAAAUAUUGCUCAUGCCAAAGGAUCCACUCUGAUGGCAGGUUUUUUAAAACUUUUGCCUAUGUUCCUUAUAGUUGUUCCGGGUAUGAUAUCACGAAUAUUGUUUGUAGAUGAUAUUGCAUGCAUCAGUCCGGAACAUUGUAUGAAAGUUUGUGGAAGCAGAGCUGGAUGCUCUAACAUUGCCUAUCCGCGUUUGGUAAUGAACCUUGUUCCUGUUGGUCUGCGGGGCCUUAUGAUGGCUGUAAUGAUUGCUGCACUAAUGAGUGAUUUGGAUUCUAUAUUUAACAGUGCCAGUACCAUCUUUACACUUGAUGUGUAUAAGCUCCUCAUAAGGAAGAAUGCUUCAUCCAGAGAAUUGAUGAUUGUUGGAAGAGUUUUUGUUGCCUUCAUGGUUGCAAUAAGCAUUGCUUGGGUCCCAAUAAUAGUGGAAAUGCAAGGAGGCCAAAUGUAUCUAUAUAUACAAGAGGUAGCAGACUACUUGACUCCUCCAGUGGCUGCUAUAUUUCUCUUAGGUGUAUUUUGGAAGCGUUGUAAUGAACAAGGGGCCUUCUUUGGCGGAAUGGUUGGGUUUGCUUUAGGAGCUGUACGACUGAUUCUGGCAUUUAUCUAUCGUGUCCCUGAAUGUAACCAGCCAGACACUAGACCGUUCUUCAUCAGAAGCAUCCAUUACAUGUAUGUUGCUACUGCACUGUUUUGGAUCACUGGAAUUGUGGCUAUAGUAGUAAGCUUUCUGACCCCACCACCUUCAAAAGAACAAGUUCGUGCAACAACAUUCUGGUCUAUAAAAAACAGAACUGUGAAAGAAAACACAUCAACAGCCAGUUCAUACAAAGCACAAGAGAAGAACAUGUUAAAGUACAGUGAAACUCUUAAUCCUGUAUCUUCAAAUGGGAAAUCUGAAGAAAAUGUUAAAAAUGACCAGCCUGAAAAUGUCAAUCUUCUAAUUACUUGCAGAGAUGACAGCAAUCCAGUGAUUUCUUUUAGUAACUCUGAAGUUGAGACACCAGUUGAUUGUUACUCUAAUGGGCAGGCAGCUCUUAUGGGUAACAAGAAGAGUGAGGAGGAGACUGGAAGUAGUGACAAACACUGGAAAUUCAUAGAUUGGUUCUGUGGCUUUAAAAGCAAAAAUGUGAACAAUAGAGUCAUCCAAGAUAAGGGGGAAGAAGAGACUAUUUGUCUACAAAUGCUGGAAGAGACUCCAAAAGUUAAAUUAUUACUAAAUUGUGGAUUAUUUUGUGUAUGUUCUCUUGGAAUAUUCAUGUUUGUUUAUUUUUCUUUGUGAACAGUUUUUUAAGAGUGUGGUCAGAGAUUCAGAAGAAAGACAAUGGUCCUUGGAGAAAUAUUUAUAUAUAAUUACAUGUGUUAUGUGUCUCAUAUCUCAGGCUUCCUUUACGUUAUUGUUGUCAAUCAAUUUGAAAAUCAUUAGAAAUCUUAUAGUCUAGCAUUUUUAUUUUAAUGUAGAAUGGGGGAUUUUGUGCAGUACUAAAAGUUGGAUUUCAGUAUACCAAAGUAAGAAAUUAGUGUAUUAAAAUAAAAUAAUCACAAUCAUUUGUAAAAAGGUCGAGCAAAAGUGAAAAUAGUGUUAAUGUUGGUACUAACACUUUAAAUAUUGGUAAAUUACACAUUAUAUACAGUUAUGAGUCACCUUAAUAAUUUCUGAUAAUUUUUCUUUUUCCCAGUACAUUGUUUUUGACUAUGUUCCCAACAAAUAUCUAGUAUUAAACUGAAUUACCCAUCUCUUGGUAAUUCAUAUCGUCUAAAAUUAUUAUGCGCUGCUGAAUAUAGCAUCUUCCUCCCUUCGCCAAAUGAAGCAAAUACUUAUCAGUAAUAGCAGUGAGUUAAAGAACUUUUACAAAUAGAUUAAGAAGUUCAAAUUAAGCAGAAAGAAUGGUCCAGUUCAGAUCUCCCUAGCUGAUACCCUGCAUAUUGAUUUAAGUCUCUAUUGCAAAUUAUGCUGUUUAAUGUUGAUGGGAGUUAUACUUCAAGUUACUUGGAGACAAAAUGAUAGUCUAAAUGGUGGGAAGACCAAAAAAAAUCUCACUUGUAUUUUCAACUAAAAAUACCCCUUGGGUAUGUUUGAAUGUUUUCUUAAACUUGAAUUUUACUCAUUAAAACUGUAAGAUUGCAGUAAUUCCCCCAACACCUCUUGCAGAACAACAACCAAAAAAACCCUCUAGCAUCUCCUCUGUGAAACCAUCCUCUGUGAAAUCUUUCAUAAUAUAAUGAUAGAUUGGAAAUUCUUCAGUGAUGGAUAUGGAAGUAACAAAUACCAUAAGCAUAUGUCUAGUAACAAUUUCAGUAUAUGGUUCUGUACUGGAAAUAAAUACUGCUGACCAUUUUUGUUUUUUUAAUUAGGUUUACUUUUGUUGGGUAGGUUGAAAUAAACAAAAAAGAGCAUCACCAUUUUAUACUUCCUGGCAUGUUGUAAAUGUUCAUGCUGAGCUCACGGGUGUCCUAUUGAUAUGAUAAUAAAUGCUGUAUAAGUAAGACUGUAGUAAUCAAAAGAGCAGAUUCAGAAUGGGAGGACCUGUGUGUAUGUAUCUGUAAUAUCUAGUUGUAGAGAUGGAUUUUCAACAAGCAAUUUCAGUACAAAAGCAGACUUAUUAACCCUCUUUUUCCAGGGUUGGACGUCAAUGAUACCCUCCCCCCCAAUCUUUCCAGCAACUUAAAUGAGGACUUAUGUUCUCUCUCCUCUCAGCCACCAUCAGUGUUCUUGCUAGUGUUCCAACCCCUCCCCAUCAAUCUUUUCAGCACUUUCCCUGCCUCCCAUCAGUCUCCUUGGCUUUUUACCUGGUCCCAAUGCGUGGACCAAACCAGCCCUGUUUGUUUAUGUGUGUAGACUAAAACAAUGGAAGCACACAUGUUUCAGUUUGGGCUCAGAUAACCAACAGCCAGCUGUUCGGUACAUGGAAGAAUCUCCUGUUCUGGUGGCUGCAGUUGGUAUAGCAAAGGCAGGAAAAUGAUCUUCACCUGCUUCCAAUCUAAUACCCACUUUCAAAUGGCAGUGUGGGGAGGAAUAAAUGCACCUCUCUAAUAGAGUGCUGGCAUUCACAGGAUGACUGAGAUGGCAGGGCCUAUGGAACCAGGAGCUGGCAGUUACAAAUCAGUUUAUAACUUUUGGCAAGAACUCUUUAUCAUUCUAUAGUAUGAUUUAUAACUGGCUAGAGGGAAUUUGUCCUUUGUUUAGAAACUGAGCUCAGGAUUCCAGUUUUGCAACAAAAUGCAUUCUUGUAAUUCAGGGUGGUAAAGUUGUGGCUCACCAGAUGCUUUGCACUUUUCUUCCCAAGGUCCCUGGCCUUUGGCCAUGAUGUCUGCAGCUGAUGUAAAUUCAAAUAUUCCAAUAUUUGGAGAACCAUAGGUUUUUUGCUCUUGGUUUAAUCAAGACUGUAGGACUGAAGGCUAGUACAUUUUUUUCUUUAUUUCUUUUUAAUAUCUGUACCUUAGAACAGAUUGAGAUUGCAGUGACUGUUUUAACAGCAUUGUUCAGUCAUUAAGUCAUGUCCGACUCUUCGUGACCCCAUGAACCGUAUCGCGCCAGGCCUUCC
Python bivittatus (Burmese python) is the source of this 4847-nucleotide messenger RNA. It is a transcript of the gene SLC5A3, whose product is annotated as solute carrier family 5 member 3. Gene Ontology annotation, cellular component: plasma membrane. Gene Ontology annotation, biological process: transmembrane transport; myo-inositol transport; inositol metabolic process. The record is from RefSeq and is a predicted model, not a curated record. Lineage: Eukaryota; Metazoa; Chordata; Lepidosauria; Squamata; Pythonidae. Gene Ontology annotation, molecular function: D-glucose:sodium symporter activity.